UAAAAUUUCUUUAACUGAUCUGUUUUUUUAAAACAUAAAACCUGCUUUGAGUGAAGAGUUUAUGCACUGUCCAUCUCCUCGGCAGGCAAAUGGUUAGGUCCUUUGAGAAAGUAAGAGAAGAAGAGAUAACAUCAGUGAUAUGGGGAAGCUUGAGAAACAAAGUUCUUCUUCUUUGCCGGUAAAUCUAAGUGAUUUACUCCUUAACAUGUCAAACGAUGUGAUAUGUAGAAUUGCUGUGGGAAGAAAAUAUAGCCGGGAGGAAAACACUAGCGAUUUUGAAAAUCAACUGAGAAAAGUCAUGGAGCUUCUAGGCGCAUUUCCUGUCGGAGAUUACAUACCGGGUUUGGCGUGGAUAGAUAAAGUCCGCGGCUUGGAUCGUAAAAUGGAGGAAGUAAGCAAAACUUUUGUGGAGUUUCUAGAGAGAGUGGUGCAAGAACAUGUAGAUGAAGGAAUUCUUCCUAGGAGGAACGACAACAACUUUCACGGCCAUCGAUUGGGCAAUGACACUUGUCGUAAGACAUCCAGAAUCUAUGAAAAAACUCCAAGAAGAGAUCCAAACAUAUUCCAGGAAUAAGUUAUAUGUACCAGAAGAAGAAGUUGAGAACAUGAAAUACUUAAAAGCUGUGAUUAAAGAAGUCUUUCGUCUACAUCCUCCAGGCCCAUUGUCAAUUCCCAGACAGCUUAGUGAAGAUGUCAAACUAAAGGAUAUGAUCAUUCCGGCUGGCACAAUGAUAAUUAUCGAAACCACGAAACCAAACAAUCAUAUUUGAUAAGUAAACUAUAUAGAAAAAAUAUAUAUCACAUUCACAUAUGUUGGUUGAGUAGGUAUUCAUCAACGCUUGGGCCAUCCAUCGAGAUACCGAAAAAUGGGGACCAUAUGCAGAAGAGUUUAAGCCAGAGAGGCAUUUGGAUCUACCACUGAAUUUCCAAGGACAAGAUUUCAACUUCAUUCCAUUCGGAUCGGGAAGAAGGUUAUGUCCUGACAUAGAUUUUGCAACAAUGUUAAUUGAGGUGGGAUUGGCAAACUUCGUGUACCGCUUCAACUGGAGAGUUGAGACUAGACCACUUGGAGAUGAUGAUGGUUGAUGAGUAUUAUCUAGCUGAAACAAACCGGUAUGGAAGUUUGCCACAAGUUCCCUUUAAUUGCCUUUCCAUCUUUAGCUUCAUUCACAAUUUAGUGUACAACUAGAAUCAACUUCUCGGCUAAAAUUCACUAAGCCUACUUUUUGUUUCCUAAAAAUAACUGUGUUUUUGUUAUCAUUUUGGGUGAAAUGCUUUAAUAAU
Arabidopsis thaliana (thale cress) is the source of this 1284-nucleotide messenger RNA. RefSeq names its product cytochrome P450, family 71, subfamily A, polypeptide 28 (gene CYP71A28). Lineage: Eukaryota; Viridiplantae; Streptophyta; Magnoliopsida; Brassicales; Brassicaceae. Gene Ontology annotation, molecular function: iron ion binding; oxidoreductase activity, acting on paired donors, with incorporation or reduction of molecular oxygen; monooxygenase activity. The record is from RefSeq and is marked reviewed. Bases 140 to 574 code for a protein of 144 amino acids. Gene Ontology annotation, cellular component: membrane. The transcript is spliced from 2 exons.